AUGGACAACAGUAAUGUUAAGUCGCGCCGGGUGGACGCCGAAGAAGAGUCCAGCGACGACGAAUCGAUCGUAGAGGCACCCGCCGUCGUCGCACGUCGCCGAACGGCUUCCAUGGCUUUCGACGCGGAACCAGCCGACGCUUGUAAGCGGCGCAGGAAGCGCAGGUGCCGUCGCCGGCGCCGCAGUAGCUGCAAGAGGCGCCGGCGUCGGCGCAGCACGUGCAAGAGGAGGCGCCGGCGGUCGUGCGCGAAAAAGUGCAGCGAAGACGACGAGACAACGGAAUCGGGUGGCGAGGAAACGGACGAGUUGGACUUGCCCAACGGGGGCGGCCGUCGCUACCUUGGUCCCUCGUCGACGGUCACGCCGGCAGUUGAGCUGGGCGUGGCCCCCGCAGACGCGUGCCGGCGCCGCCGCAAACGUUCGUGCCGCAGACGCCGCCGCAGCUGCAAACCGAAAUGCCGCAGGCGCCGACGCAGCUGCAAGCCGAAGUGCCGCAGGCGCCGUCGCCGCUGCAACGACUCCGAGGGCGAAGAAGAGAUGGACGACGACGACAACAUGACGACCCUCGCAGUCGGGCCGACGAUGAGACGUCGCACCCGUAGCCGCUCGACCUUGCGCAUACGACGCAACACGCCGUCCACUUCAGCCGACAAGCGUGUGUGA
Messenger RNA from Adelges cooleyi (spruce gall adelgid), 663 nucleotides. RefSeq names its product peptidyl-prolyl cis-trans isomerase 1-like. NCBI's taxonomy places the organism in Eukaryota, Metazoa, Arthropoda, Insecta, Hemiptera, Adelgidae. The transcript has a single exon. Bases 1 to 663 code for a protein of 220 amino acids. The record is from RefSeq and is a predicted model, not a curated record.